AUGUCGGACCCUUCCAAGAGACCGCUCUCAGACGAUGAGCUGGAGAAGCUGUUUGACGAGCUGGAUCACUCCAAGGAUGGCUACGUCACCUUUCAAGAGCUCGAAACGCAAUUUCUCAGAGUUCACGACGAGCUGGUACCCGCACCCAAAGAGCAUCACCUGACACAUCCCAAUCGACUGGGCAGAGCAAGCCAUGCCAAGACAAAGUCCGCUCCAUCUCCUUCGAGAACGGAAAGCGAGCAGACCAAGGUCGACAAUGCAGGCACAGGCAGUGGAGGCAAGACCGUCGUGUCGUCAGACCAAGAGAAGCGAGCACAAGCAGAUCGCAAUGAUCUGCACGACUUUCUCUACUCGCUCUUGCCCAGAGACGCAGAUCGCGUGAGCAAAGCGGACUUCAAGAAGCUGGUCAGCACAUGGGACUUGCCGUCUCAAGAACACACAGACGAGGCCGAAGAGAUGAGGAAAGAUCAGGAAUGGUCCAGGCGGCUAAGCUGGGCCAGAAGUCUGAGGGCGCAUUGGAGCGUAGAAGGUCCUCGUUACGCCUUCUUGGCUUUCGUCACUCUAUGUCUGAUCGCCUUUGGCUUAUGGCAAUGCCUCGAAUAUGUGACCAACGCCGAAGCUAGAGCUGCGCUUGUGAGUAUGCGAGGUCACCGCGGUGCCCCCACCCUGUCCACGGCUAACCACGAGAUGCUCAAUCAGGGUUGGGGAGUCAUCAUGGCGAAGACGUCCGCAGGAGCUCUCUACCCUUCCCUAUUCUUCAUGAUUCUAAGCAUGUCUCGCUGGCUCUUGACACUCUUGCGGCAAUUCUACUGGCUUUCUCGCUUCAUCGACUCGGAUCUUCACCAAGCUUUCCACAUCUACAUGUCGAUCCUUUCGCUCUCACUCGCUACUUUGCACGCCAUCGGGCAUCUCACAGGCUCCUUCAUUUUCGGCUCGAGGAGAAAUUUAGAAGCGCAGGAUGCGCUACAGACCUAUCUGGGAGACGAAAGACGUCGCUACAUCGAUUACGUCAGGAGCUUGCCGGGAUGGACGGGGUUGACGAGCUUUGGUAUCUUCUGGCUCAUCGCUUUGAUGAGCAUGCCGGCUGUGCGCAAGCGCACCUUUGAGCUUUUCCAGCUAGCUCAUUUGCUCAUGUUUCCCAUGUUUGGCCUUCUGGCUGCUCACGGUACUGCUAGACUGCUGCAAGCUCCAAUGCUAGGUUAUUGGCUCGUCUUUCCCGUGCUGUUGGUUCUCUUCGAGAGGUCAUUACGCUUAAUCAGAGGCUUCAUUCCAAUCCCCGCUCGACUCACUCGAGUAGACGAAGGCACGGUCUCGGUGACAAUGUCCAAGACGAACGGCAAGGACUGGAACUAUCAGCCCGGUCAGUACAUCAUGCUGCAGGUCCCUGCCGUUUCCAGAUGGCAGUGGCACCCUUUUACUAUUUCUGGUGUGGUCAAGGACAAGUUGCAAGUUCACAUUAAGCUUGAAGGAAGCUGGACCAGCGCUUUGGCAGAUCUCGCAGACAAAAUCGCAGCAGAAGCUGGAGAGCGUGAACCCAAAGACGGGGUGGAUAUCAGCGUAGGCUUGGAUGGGUGAGUGAACAAGUGAUUUUUUUUUUUUUGAUUUUUUUUUGGUCACGCACACUUGGCGCUGCUGGUUGCUAACGGUGACCAUCACUGUCCUGGCAUCUCAGACCAUUCGGAGCUCCUGCGCAACGUUUCUAUACGUAUCAAAAGUCGAUCAUCAUAGGUGCAGGAAUUGGCGUGACUCCCUUUUCCGCCAUUCUUUUGCACUUGGAACAAGAGUUGACGAGCAAAGGCGAUCCGUGGCAGCUGAGCCGACGUCGAAGCAGCUUUCAGAGCAUCUCGCGAAGCAUGAGCAGAAUUCCGAGCCGCUUGAGUCGACCAAACUCUAGGAGCGGGAGCGAGCGACAAUUUGGGCAAGGCGAAAGGGGUUUGUCCGCUCAAGCUCAAGGAAUGGCGCUCUCCCGCGCCUCGACGCACCAUCAAGCUCAGGAAGGCCAAAAAAGUGGUCCUGAUCGAAGGGUAGACUUUCACUGGAUCGUCAGGGACAAGGAUCAGUUGCUUUGGCUUUCCACACUGCUCAACCGUUGUUCCAGAUUGGCAGACGAGACGCGCACGAGCGGAGAGUUGGAAUUGAACAUUCAUCCCCACAUCACAGCCAAGCGCAAAUCCCUCUCCACCCUCGUCUUUCGAGCGCUCUUGGAUAGACAUCGCACGAAAUCUCACCCAUACUCGGCACUGACAGGCCUAAGGUGCAGAUCAGAGUUUGGCAGACCGGAAUUGGGUCAAGGGGGAAUUUUGGAUCAGUUCGAUGAGGAUCUCUGCAAAGCUGGCAACGAGGCUUGGCCAGCAGGCACGGACAAGAGGAAUAGAAAAGUCGGCGUCUUCUUUUGCGGGCCGCCUGUCAUCGGUCGACAGAUUGCCGAUCGAGUACACGAGCUCAACAUCGAGAAUAGGGCCAAAGGCACCUAUACCAGAUACGUCUUUCACGUCGAGGUGUUCUGA
Ceraceosorus bombacis is the source of this 2507-nucleotide messenger RNA. The record is from the annotation of a GenBank genome assembly. NCBI's taxonomy places the organism in Eukaryota, Fungi, Basidiomycota, Exobasidiomycetes, Ceraceosorales, Ceraceosoraceae.